This is a messenger RNA of Durotheca rogersii, 1668 nucleotides long. RefSeq lists its product as uncharacterized. The record is from RefSeq and is a predicted model, not a curated record. Bases 492 to 1253 code for a protein of 253 amino acids. Lineage: Eukaryota; Fungi; Ascomycota; Sordariomycetes; Xylariales; Xylariaceae. The transcript is spliced from 4 exons.
AAACCUAAUGCUCCCCAUCCGCCCUGAUCCCUUCCCGCUGUCUCUCCCUCUUUCCGACCCUGGGGGCGGAUUAGAUUGCCACAUGCCGCCGAAGCACACGGUAACGGCCCCUUAAAAAGACAGUAAGAACACACCUGUUCACUGCUGCUACCGCCCCCAUUCCCCCCAAUUCAUCGUCAGAAGCCCACACUGUCGUUGUAAGCACUCAUGGGGCAAGAGUCUUUCUCUCAUCCGAUUCAACUUAGCAAUUAGGUAGGAACAGACUCUGGCACUUGCCCCAUGUGCCCUGCUCCACUCCCGUCAUCGUCCCACCGGGUCAUCGCCCAUUGCGAUCUCACCCUCGUCAAUUCGAUUCGGCUACACCCAACCUCUUCCUCCUCUUCCCUUCUCUUUCCCCCCCUCUCCCAGACUACGUCGUAUUUGCCCCAAUGCACCUUAGUUAGGCCGUAUUCAAGUCCAUUAGCAUCGCUUCGUCCAUUCUCUCUGCAAAAAUGCCCAUUAUGCCUAUCAUGCAAAUUCGCAAUCCCUUUGCCAGGCGCUCUGGCUUGCUGAAUGGUGCCGAGGUCAAGGACGAGAAUGUCCCGCCCGGCUUAAGUCCCUCAGAAUCCGCCCAGGCCGGCUUCGAGAAGGUCGACACCAUCGGCUCCAUGACGUCUUCGGCCCUGAGCAUCCGCAGCGCGAAGGGCCGCGACAAUGGAGACUACAAGAUGAGUGUGGUGAAUGACAGCGGAGUUUAUCUGCCGCCCUCACCAGUAGAUGACAAGAGCCUCUGGCCAAGGCGUUCGGUGGCCUCUCGAACCUCGGUCGACACCCGCAGCAGCCUCGGCGACAUUGAGCACUUUUCCAUCUCCCGCGAAUCUUUCGACUCCUACCGCCGCUCCUUUGACAUCUCGGCUAGGUCACCAAUCGCGGUCUACGACCGACCUCGCCAAAGCCUCGACUCUGCGGUAUUUCCUCGACUGCCGAGGACGCCGAUCCGACACCGUCACUUUGACCAGGAACCCCCGACGCCCGAAGAGGGAUUUGAGGACGUCGGGCUUAACGAUGACCAGAAGCAAGCCCAGCCGAAAAAGAGGGGUUUCUUUGCCAAGUUUUCCGAGCCGCAAGAGCCCAGUGCGCAUCCCCCUCCGGGAAUGGGCAUGUCCAGAUUCAUUCCGGGGCGAAAACGAGCACAGAGCGGCCAGGGGUCGGAGUUGGGCAGUAUCGAGCGGCCUAGGUCGCGCCAAUCCGUCGACGAACAGGAAGCGCAGUAAUUAUCUUGUACGAGCUUACGCGGGGAGGACAUGCAUCCAUGAUUUUACGGCGUUUGGGUGGUUUCGGGUGGGGGCAGGGGGCACCGUGAUAUCCGUUUCGUGAGCAAUCGCUUGCCCCCCCCCCCUGGCUUGGCGGAAAUGUUAAGCCUAGUCGUUCGCUUUGGCACAUCACGAGCUGACGGAUAAUGAGGGGGCAAGGACGGGCGAGCCAGCAUGAGGAGAUGCUGGGUAAUUUGGGCACGCUGAAGAGAAAGCAGAUAAAGUAAUGACUUACAAGGGGAGCUGGGGGUGAUGAUGGGUAUAUUCCAUAUAUGCUAUGGAAGAAUCGGAUACCAGCUCGUAUUGCCCGAGUACAAUAACGGUUUCUGGGCCGACCUACCUUGAGUACCUUAGGUACCUACCUAGGUACCUACCU